This is a messenger RNA of Phoenix dactylifera (date palm), 5634 nucleotides long. It is a transcript of the gene NRPD1B, whose product is annotated as nuclear RNA polymerase D1B. Gene Ontology annotation, biological process: DNA-templated transcription. NCBI's taxonomy places the organism in Eukaryota, Viridiplantae, Streptophyta, Magnoliopsida, Arecales, Arecaceae. Gene Ontology annotation, molecular function: DNA-directed RNA polymerase activity; DNA binding. The record is from RefSeq and is a predicted model, not a curated record.
UUUUUUGUCUCUUCGUUUCUCUUCUUCUAUUCCGUGGAAUCCCCCUCCCUUCUUCCCUUCUGUCGUUCUUCUCCGAGAGAAGGGAAGGGGUUUCUCUUCAUUUCUCUUCUCUCGGCGUCCAGAGAGCUGGGACGAAGGAAGAGAGGAAGAGAGCUUUCUCCAAACGUGUUCUCUAAUCCCUCCGAGCUAUCGCUCUAUAUCUUGCAAAGAUAAAAAAUUGAUGACAUGGAGGAAAAUAUACCAUCUCCUCUUAUUUCGGAUGGCUCUGUUCGUGGUAUCAGUUUUAGUGCUGCAACGAUCGAGGAAAUUCGUACAUACGCCAUAAAUGACUGCCCAGUUUCUCAUCCAAGCCAACUAACAAAUCCUUUCCUUGGUUUGCCAUUAGAAUUUGGCAAAUGUGAAUCUUGUGGCACUGCUGAACCCGGAAAAUGUGAAGGUCAUUUUGGUUACAUCGAGUUGCCAGUACCUGUAUAUCAUCCUUCUCAUGUCAGCGAAUUGAGACAGAUCUUGAGUUUAGUGUGUUUGAAGUGCAUGAGGAUGAAGGGAAAGGUCAAACAUGGCAGUGGGAAAGAAAAGGUCUCAACGACAUCAUGUCUGUAUUGUCGGGAUCUUCCACCCAUAUCCGUUAAAGAAGUAAAGACCACAGAUAAUGCUCUUUGCUUAGAAUUGAGAGUAUCAUCGAGGACAAGGCUGCGAGAUGGCUUCUGGAACUUUUUGAAUCGGUUUGGUUUUUGUUAUGGUGACACCUAUUGUCGCCCAUUGCUUCCAUAUGAGGCUCUUAAUAUUUUGAAAGAGAUUCCUGAAGAAACCAAAAAAAGGCUUGCUGCGAAGGGAUAUUUUCCUCAGAUUGGUUUUAUUUUGCAAUAUCUUCCUGUUCCGCCCAAUUGCUUAUGUGUGCCAGAAAUUUCAGAUGGGAAAAAUAUCAUGUCCUCUGAUAUUUCUAUCUCCCUGCUUAAAAGAGUUCUUAACAAGAUUGAGCUCAUCAAAAGGUCAAGGUCUGGUUUCCCAAAUUUUAAGUCCCAUGAAGUUGAGUCCAAUGACCUGCAGUUAUCUAUUUCUCAAUAUAUGCGUCUCAGGGGCACUCCAAAGGUACCUCAAGACAUCACCAAAAAGUUUGCAAUCGGCACUGAAGCAAAUGAAUGUUCCACAAAACUGUGGCUUGAAAAGAUGAGGACAUUGUUUAUCAGAAAGGGCUCAGGUUUCUCUUCCCGCAGUGUAAUCACUGGAGAUGCAUAUAUAGGUGUUAAUGUAAUUGGUCUUCCAUCUGAAAUAGCAAAGAGAAUUACCUUUGAAGAACGGGUAACAGUGCAUAACAUGAAACAGUUGCAGGAAGUCGUUGAUAAAGGAUUGUGUGUGACAUACAAAGAUGGUUUCUCCACUUAUGCAAUUGCCGUGGGCUCAAAAGGGCAUACUUAUCUUAAAGUUGGCCAGGUUAUAAAUCGUCGGAUUAUGGAUGGUGAUAUUGUUUUCAUUAACAGGCCACCUAGUACGCACAAACACUCGUUACAAGCAUUUUAUGUAUAUGUCCAUGAUGAUCACACUGUCAAGAUCAACCCCCUCAUUUGUGCUCCCCUUGGAGCAGAUUUUGAUGGUGAUUGUGUUCAUAUAUUUUAUCCACAGUCCCUAGCUGCAAAGGCAGAAGUCCUAGAAUUGUUUAGUGUUGAAAAGCAGUUACUUAGUUCUCAUACUGGAAACUUAAACUUGCAACUGGUUCAUGAUACAUUGUUGGCUUUGAAACUCAUGUUCAACACAGCAUUCUUGAGAAAGGCAACGGCAGAACAGUUGGCAAUGUUUGUAUCUCCGAUCUUGCCACCACCUGCCAUAUUUAAAGCUAAUAAAUCUGGCCCUUUCUGGACUGUUCAUCAAAUACUGCAGAAUGCUCUGCCAGCUUUUGUGGACUGUUUUGGAGAAAGACAUCUCAUUAUUGAUAGCGAAAUCAUCAAGCUAGACUUUAGAAGGGAUGCAGUGCAGUCAUUGUUUACGGAGAUAAUUACUUCUAUUUUCAUCAAGAAAAGUCCAAAGGAGGCUUUAAACUUCUUUAAUAUGUUACAGCCUUUCUUGAUGGAGGUACUAGUUAUGGAAGGAUUUAGUAUCAGUUUGAAAGAUUUUUAUGUUCCAAGGGAAGUUCUAGAAAAGGCACAACAAAGUGUUCAAGAAAAUUCAUUUAUACUUCAUCAAUUGAGAUCAAAAUACAAUGAACUUGUGGAGCUGCAAGUCGAGAACCACCUUAAAAGCAUCAAACUACCAAUUGUGAAUUUCAUUUUGAACUUCACUUCACUGGGUAAUUUGAUUGAUUCAAAAAGUGAUUCGUCUAUUAUCAAAGUUGUUCAACAACUUGGAUUUUUGGGUCUUCAACUUUUUGACCGAGGGAAGUUAUACUCAAGGGCUUUGGUCGAGGAUUGUUUUACGAACUUUGUAAACAAAUAUUCCACCAGUGGAGCUGAUCAUUCCUGUGAGGCAUAUGGACUAGUUAAGAAUUGUUUCUUUCAUGGCUUAAAUCCGUAUGAAGAGUUGGUCCAUUCUAUUUCAUCCAGAGAAGUUAUAGUUCGUUCAUCGAGAGGACUGACAGAACCUGGAACUUUGUUUAAGAACUUAAUGGCAAUUCUUCGGGAUGUUAUUAUCUGCUAUGAUGGAAGUGUUAGAAAUGUCUGCAGUAAUUCAGUUAUUCAGUUUGAGUAUGGAGAGGAUGAUGGGGCUAAUUCCUUGAAUGUUUCACCUGCUGGUGAACCUGUUGGUGUCUUAGCUGCCACUGCAAUAUCAAAUCCUGCAUAUAAGGCAGUCCUAGAAUCCUCGCAAAGUAACAAUUCAUCUUGGGAAUUGAUGAAGGAGAUAUUGCUUUGUAAAGUCACUUUUAAGAAUGUUGUUACUGAUCGGCGUGUGAUUUUAUAUUUAAAUGAUUGCUUCUGUGGGAAAAAGUUUUGCAAAGAAAAUGCAGCAAUUACUGUUCAAAAUUGCUUGAAGAGAGUUACUUUGAAGGAUUGUGCAUGUGACUUCUCAAUUGAAUAUCAAAAGGAAAUUAGCUUACGUGAUAGUUCAGAAACUACUUCAGGCCUUGUUGGUCAUAUUCAUCUUGACAAGAUGCGGUUGAAAUUGCUAAACCGAAGUCCUGAUGAGAUUCUUCGGAAGUGUCAAGAUGUUAUUUUUGGCUAUGGAAAGAAGAAAGGAAAGCUCUCUCACUUUUUUAGGAGAAUUAUUUUAUUAGUCAGUGAAUGUUGCAGCACCAGGCAGCCAGAUGUCGGGAAUUUGUCUCCAUUCCCAUGCUUGCAGUUCUCUUACUGUGAUCAGACUGCCACUCCAGAUUGUGAAUCUCUUGAGCGAGGAAUACAUGUUAUGGCAAACACUAUAUGUCCAAUUUUAUUGGAUACAAUUAUUAAAGGUGAUCCUCGAGUCCGUGAGGCUAAUAUUGUUUGGACUGGACCAUAUGCAACCUCUUGGGUGAGAAAUUCAUGCAAAACAUUGAAGGGUGAGGUAGCCGUCGAAGUUGUUGUUGAAAAAGAUGCAGUUCGACGACAUGGUGAUGCCUGGAGGACUGUUAUAGAUGCUUGCUUACCUGUAAUGCACCUCAUCAACACCAGGCGAUCUAUUCCUUAUGGCAUUCAACAACUUCAAGAACUUCUUGGCAUUUCUUGUGCUUUUGAUCAAGCAGUUCAGCGGUUGUCAGCAUCAAUUACGAUGGUUGCAAAGGGAGUGCUCAAAGAUCACCUUAUUCUUGUUGCAAAUAGCAUGUCAUGCACUGGAAACCUUAUUGGUUUCAAUACUGCUGGCUACAAGGCACUUUUUCGUUCUUUAAAAGUUCAAGUGCCGUUUACUGAGGCCACAUUAAUUACACCGAUGAAAUGUUUUGAGAGAGCUGCUGAGAAGUGCCACACUGAUUCAUUAACCAGUGUGGUCUCGUCAUGUUUAUGGGGUAAACAUGUAGCAAUCGGCACUGGUUCGCCUUUCCAGAUUCUUUGGAAUAAACGGCAGAUGGCAGAAAAUCAAAAUAUUGGAAAAGGUUUUUAUGAUUUUCUUGAGUUGGUAAGGACAUCCAGUCAAGGCGAAGCAGGUAAUGGAUGUUCAGUGGAUGUUGAUGAUCUAGGGGUUAAUGAAAAUGAUGAGGUUUGUUUAUCUCCUGAAAUUGGGUUUGAGAAGCUGACAUUUGAUGAUGGAUUUGAAGUUGAUUACAAUCUUAAAAAAGAUAUAAGCAUGGAAAAUGGAAAAGUUGGUAACUCAAGCUGGGAAAAGCUUUCAGAUUCAGUGGUUGGCUCAGAUAGAUGGCAAGGAUGGGAAAAUGGAAACCAACCUGAGAUGGACACGUCCAGUGGCUGGCAAGGAUGGGACAAUGGAAAACAGCCUUUUAUAGAUCGAUCCGAUAGGUCACAAGGAUGGGGAAACGAAAGGGUAACUGAUAGAGAGAACUCCAAACUGCCAACAGCCAGACCAAGUGUUUGGUCUAGUUGGGAUGCUAGUGAUGUUCAAGAAAGGUCCCAAGCUUCGAGCCCUAAAAGUCAGCCUCGGCAUGUUGCUUCAUCUUCAAAGUCAAGAAUUUGGAGCAGUCAGAGUUCCAGUAAAGUUGCUGAUGGGAGCAGUGUGGAUACCACAUCUAAAGGUAAUGCCCAAGAUGGAUGGAACCAUGUGACAGAAUCACCGGCGAAGCCCGUCUGGGAUACUAACAUAACAAGGAAAUCGCACGAGGCAGACAACACCUGGAAUACAAGUGCAUUUUCCAAAUCAAAUGUCUGGGAUGGUCAGAGUUUUGACAAAGUUCAUAAUGAAGGUUCGGAUGGAGGCAGAUGGAAUGAGAACCAAGCAACUGAUCGUAAAAAUCAAUCAUGGAAAUCUCAUGGUUGGAAUUCUUCAAAUGCAACUGAUCGGAGAACCCAGCGAAACUAUUCUAACAAGUCAUUAGGGAUGCCAGAUAAUCGAAAAGGUUGGAAUCCAAAUUCAUUGUUGACCUCGACAGGACGCCGAUUGGAUUCUUUUACAGUUGAGGAGGAGAGGAUUCUUGUUGAAAUUGAACCGACUAUGCAAACAAUAAGAAGGAUUUUGCGUGAAUCCAGCGACGGUGAUCAACUAUCUGCUGAUGAUCAAAAAUUCAUUCUGGAGAGAGUUUUUCAGCACCAUCCUGAUAAGCAAGCAAAAGUGGCUGAUCAGAUUGACCAUAUCAUGGUUGACAAGCACCAGAGUUUUCAAGAUUCCAGGUGUUUUUAUGUGGUCUCUUGUGAUGGCACUAGUGCUGAUUUCUCCUAUAUAAAGUGCAUGGAGAAUUUUGUGAAGGAAAUCUUCCCAGAGCAUGCAGAGUCCUUCAACAGAAAGUACUUCAGGAGGCGCCUCCCGAAAUGAUAAGUCAGCAGCAGCAGCAAUAGUAUAGGUCCACCGCGUGGAAUUUGUUCAGGCACUUGUAAAUUUAUUGUUAAUAUUUUCAGGCGCAUGCCUAAUAUUUGACCCAGAGGUAGCUUUUAUGGACCCAAACAACAAAACUAUUCAAUCUGCAAAUCUUACAGAUGCUAAAUUUUGGGGUAGUUGGCCUGUGUCGGGCCUUACCUGCGCUAACAUGUUAAGAGGAAUGUAAAUUAGCAAGAAGUUUAUGGAAGUUGGCAUUGCCUGCCACUGUUCACUGAUGCGUCAUUAAAUGUCAGUUUUCAUUUUGAUUAA